Chanos chanos (milkfish) is the source of this 738-nucleotide messenger RNA. RefSeq names its product N-alpha-acetyltransferase 20, NatB catalytic subunit (gene naa20). The record is from RefSeq and is a predicted model, not a curated record. NCBI's taxonomy places the organism in Eukaryota, Metazoa, Chordata, Actinopteri, Gonorynchiformes, Chanidae. Gene Ontology annotation, molecular function: protein-N-terminal amino-acid acetyltransferase activity. Bases 28 to 564 code for a protein of 178 amino acids. Gene Ontology annotation, cellular component: NatB complex. The transcript has 6 exons. Gene Ontology annotation, biological process: N-terminal peptidyl-methionine acetylation.
GUCAAGCGUCCUGAACACACCAACAGAAUGACAACAUUACGAGCUUUCACUUGCGAUGAUCUUUUUAAAUUCAACAACAUCAAUUUGGACCCCUUAACGGAAACGUAUGGCAUUCCAUUUUAUCUGCAGUACCUUGCACACUGGCCGGAGUAUUUCAUUGUUGCUGAGGCUCCCGGUGGGGAGCUGAUGGGUUACAUCAUGGGAAAGGCAGAGGGAUCCGUGGCACGGGAAGAGUGGCAUGGCCACGUCACUGCUCUCUCAGUAGCCCCAGAGUUCAGACGCUUGGGACUGGCAGCCAAACUCAUGGAGAUGCUGGAGGAGAUCUCAGAGAGGAAAGGCGGAUUCUUUGUCGACCUGUUUGUUCGAGUAUCAAACCAAGUGGCUGUGAAUAUGUAUAAGCAACUGGGUUACAGUGUUUACAGAACGGUAAUCGAGUAUUAUUCAGCGAGUAACGGAGAACCAGAUGAAGAUGCCUAUGAUAUGAGGAAAGCUUUAUCAAGAGACACAGAAAAGAAAUCCAUCAUACCGCUUCCUCAUCCUGUUAGACCAGAAGAUAUAGAAUAACACUCAGAUGUGGCUCUCUGAUUCCAUCUGUCACCCCAUAUUGGGAAUAAUGGGCUUAUUGGAUUUACAAACAUGUUCCCAGCAAUGUGAAUAUCAUUAUUGGAAACUAUUAAUAGAUCAUAUAUUGUCAGAGUGCCACUGAAUUUAUAAAUAUUUAUAUAGGCUUUCUUUUCA